This is a messenger RNA of Salvia miltiorrhiza (redroot sage), 1921 nucleotides long. RefSeq names its product receptor-like cytosolic serine/threonine-protein kinase RBK1. Gene Ontology annotation, molecular function: protein kinase activity; ATP binding. Gene Ontology annotation, biological process: protein phosphorylation. The coding region runs from base 210 to 1658 and encodes 482 amino acids. The record is from RefSeq and is a predicted model, not a curated record. The transcript is spliced from 7 exons. Lineage: Eukaryota; Viridiplantae; Streptophyta; Magnoliopsida; Lamiales; Lamiaceae.
CAUAAAUAUACCGGUAAUUUGUACUCUCUUCACCACAGAGCCCACUUUCCGCUUUCCCUCUCCUCUCUCUCCAAGGAUCAUCAACCAUUUCAGAAGUAACACCAGCUUCUUCUCUCCCACCAUUCUCUCUUUCUCUCUCUCUCCUCUGUUCUUGCCAAGCGCGAGCGGGAGAGGGAAAGAAAGCUCUUUAAUCAAUCAAAUUUCAUCCCAUGGCGAUCGAAGACAUUGGAAGAAAGCAGAGAAAUAGAAAGAAUCUGGAAACGGAGACGUCGCGGAAGGGGGUGGAAGAAAGCGAUGAGGAGACGUCCCCUCGUGGAGUGCUUGAGAUGCUGAUGUCGGAGAAAUCGGGAGAGCUAAGCAAUCUGCAGUGGAAGAAGAUGUUCGGGCAGGUGAAGAAGUCGUCUUCCGUGUGGAAGAUAUCGACCAUCUCGAUGCUCGGAGGGGGCAACGGGCUGUCCAAGAAGGCGCUCAGGAAGAAGAUGGGAAGGAGGAGCAACUCCGAGGACACCGGAGAUUUCGUCAUGCCUAAACCAUCAUGGAGGAAUUUCAGUUACGACGAGCUCAGACAAGCGACCCAUGGUUUUAGUUCCGAUAAGUUGAUCGGGAAAGGCGGGCACGCAGAAGUGUACAAAGGGAAGUUAUACGAUGGUCAAGUUGUAGCAGUGAAGAAGAUAAUGAAGGAGGAGAAGAACGACGAAGAAAAGAAUGGCGACUUCUUGGCUGAGCUGGGCAUCAUUGCCCACAUCGACCACCCCAACGCUGCUAAGCUCAUCGGCUUCAGCGCUGAUCAGGGCUUGUACCUUGUGCUCCAAUACCUACCCUAUGGCAGCCUCGCCACUGCCCUACACGGCUCAGCAGAUUGUCGCCUCGAGUGGGGGACGCGCUACAAGGUGGCUAUCGGGGUGGCCAAGGGACUGCAGUACCUGCAUUCCAGCUGCCAGAGGCGAAUCAUCCACAGAGAUAUAACUGCCUCAAACAUAUUACUCUCUCAGGAUUAUGAAGCUCAGAUAUCAGAUUUUGGACUAGCAAAAUGGCUUCCUGAGAGCUGGGCUCAUCUUGUUGUGUCUCCAAUCGAAGGCACUUUUGGGUAUAUGGCUCCGGAGUACUUCAUGCACGGCUUGGUUAACGAGAAGACCGAUGUGUUUGCUUUCGGGGUUCUGCUGCUGGAGCUCAUCACAGGGCGUCGUGCAGUUGAUUCCUCCAGCCAAAGCCUAGUGAUGUGGGCAAAGCCUCAUUUGGAGAACAACAGCGUGGAAGAGAUAGCUGAUCCCAGGUUAGGAGGAAACUACAACGUCGUAGAAAUGAAGCGCGCAAUGUUCACAGCAUCGACCUGCAUCCAUCACCUGCCUACCAUGCGCCCAAACAUGAAGCGUGUAUGUAACCAACGUUUUUUAAGUCAUCAUCAGCAUUCAGCAGCUUCACGCCCUCGUGUUUUUCUGCAGGUUGUGCAGCUGCUGAAAGGCGAUAAUGGGCUGGACAUGAAGCAGAAGUCCAUGGGCGAACGCGUGCAGCUGCUGAAAAGCAACAGCGGACUGGACAGGAAGCACAAGUCCAUGGGAGAACGAACGCUGCACAUAGAUGCUUGCGACGCAGAGGACUACGCCUCCACUACUUACCUCACGGACUUGAAUCGCCAUAUGCAGCUAGUUAUGGAGUAGUGUAUUUGUAUAUAGCACAACACUUUGAAGAAUUCGGAGAGUUGAAGUUCCAUGUGUUUUUCACCUCUUUUUUUUUAGUAUUGUUGCUACCCUGCCAUCAAAAUGGCAGUAGGUGCUCAAACUCAAGUGUGUACAGAGAGUUGAGUGUACUUUGUUUUAGAUUUGCUUAAGGUUUGGAUUAGUAGACAUGUCAAAAUUGGUCAGUGAUUUUGGUGAUGAACAUGAGACAGAAUCAAGAAUCAAAAAUCAAGAAUUAGAUAAUA